Messenger RNA from Prorocentrum cordatum, 1675 nucleotides. The record is from the annotation of a GenBank genome assembly. NCBI's taxonomy places the organism in Eukaryota, Dinophyceae, Prorocentrales, Prorocentraceae.
GUUGAACUACAUGAAGGAUGCUUGGAGCGUCUACGUUGCUUUAGAGGAGGAGGCGAUACGGGACAAUGAUUGCAAGGACUGGUUGGAGUCCAUGCAAUGGCCCGUGCAGCAGUGGCCCCGAGAGAUCUUGACGAGGCUCUUUGAGGUCGGUUUAAAAAGCGUGCCUCCUGACAUUUUGGCGGACAUCCAGAACUACGUGUCCGCGAACUGGAGCACGCUCGCCGUCGAAAACAUGUUCAAUGCAGGUCGGGCUUUAUCUAGGAAGAACACAUCCGGCAAGAUUGCUCCAGAAGCUAUCUGGCAUUGCGGUGCCUUCGGUAGCAAGGUCCUGGAGACUUUCGACCGCCCAUCGUUGCCGGUGUCCGUGGAAGGCCAAGCAACCACAGACGACAGUGUACCGUCGCACGUGUUCAACGCCAGGGGUCAUAAUUUCAGCGCUGGCGAGGAAACGCUGGCUGCACUGACGAAAAAACAAACUUGGCCCUCACAGGGCCCCGACGUUUCAAUGAGCUCCCGAUCAUGUGGGAGUUUGCGAUGAGUACCAAGGGGAAGUGGAAGCACAUGCAGAAAGCCUGGAUGAGCUUGCUGGCUGUGCCGGGAACCUUUCUGAUCCAUAAGCCGACCCAGGUGUCCAGGGUGGUGCUCCAUGUCAGUAGUCAUGGGAUCAUUUCGGUGCGCAUGCCGAUACAGCAGGGCACCCUUGAUUUGCGACUUGCGCCCAACCCGAGCACGGCCUCUAAUUUCGAUUACAUCACAAAGCCGGAUGAGUGGUCGGCUGCAGAGAUCGACGUGCUCCCGCCAGGCACCUUGAAGGGGCAGGGCUCCCAACUGCAGCUCAAAUUCGGAGGUAAGGCCGCGUCGGCGUUGAAAUUCGCGGCCCUGCGAGGUUUCAGGGGCAUGACGGUGCACUGGCUCAAACAGCUACACAAGGAGGUCGUGAACCCAUGGGCUGGCAAACCUCGGCCGAGCACCGAAGCGCCAUUGAUGACAUCGCUUUUGAAGCACGUCCUCGGGGACGCCUUCAGCGAGAAGGUUUUGGAGGAGGCGUUGAUGAAACGCGGCAGGAAGCCCGAUGAGGCCCAGCUCGUAAGCGAGACAGCUUUGUUCGGCGAUGCGAGCCCUUUCGUCGAGCAGGAAGACCUCGAUGAGGAUCAAUCGGAGUUCAAGCGGCACCUCGAGGAGCUGAGGGCCGCGCGCGAGGCGGCGCAGCGAGCCGAGGCGAAGAAGCUAGCUGAGCUCGCCAAGCUGAGUCACGCCAGCGCGGCUUCCUCAUCUUCUGCGGCCACCGGCGGCGCCCCCCGCCAGAGGAGGUUCGUCCGGGUCGUUGCCACUGGCAUCAGCGAGAUCCAGUCGCAGCAGUACAAACCACCUGGGUCACGUCUGAGCAAGGAUGACCGCAGGGAGAACAGGUGGAGAAUCGCGGCGCCCUACUUAGACGGGGAGCGUUCUCGCUCGUACGGCAGCAGGAGCGGGUUCGACGAUUGGGGUGCCAUGGUUGACAUGCUUGAGACACUCUGGGCUAGCUACUGUAGAAAGCACGGCGGGGAGUGUCCAUUCACGUUCCAAAGGCCUGUUUAGAUAGGCUUCCGCGUCGCCCGCCUGUUCGCGGGCGCAGAAGAUGCGUCGAGCCUCGAGUCGGGGCUCGUGGCUCGCAGCGUAGGGGGAACAACUGCCC